AUGUUCCAGUGGAAGAAGACCAUCUACAAAACGGUUUGCCUGUCCUUCUUGCUGGUGAUCAUGGUGACGGUGCUGCAAAGGGGCAUSGCCCCCAGCCAGUUCAUGCAGGGCCAGCAGCAGAAAGACCCGCUCCUGCCCGAGCCCCUGAAAACUCAGAAGAGAGACAGCGCCUUCUCCAUCUCCAUCACCAGCACCUUCUGGAAGAGCAAGAAGGAGAAACCUUCCACGGAGGAGGAAAGGGUGGCAGAGAAGCACUCAAGAUCCUGGGACAUCACCACUACCAACUGCUCGGCCAACCAGAACUUCAGCAAGGUGGACUGGUUCAAAGGGCUGGAGCCAAACUUCCAGCAGUUCCUGCUCUAUCGRCACUGCCGCUACUUCCCCAUGCUCAUCAACCACCCCGAAAAAUGCACCGGGGACGUCUACCUGCUGAUAGUAGUCAAGUCCAUCAUCACGCAGCACGACCGCCGCGAGGCCAUCCGCAGGACCUGGGGCCAGGAGAAGGAGGUGGAUGGUAAGAAGAUCAGGACGCUCUUCUUGCUGGGCAUAGCCUCCAAGGAGGAGGAGAGAGCCAACUACCAGAAACUGCUGGAUUACGAGAACCACAUCUAUGGGGACAUCUUGCAGUGGGAUUUCCUGGACAGUUUCUUCAACCUCACCCUCAAAGAGGUCCAUUUCCUCAAGUGGCUGAACAUCUACUGCGACAACGUCCGUUACAUCUUCAAAGGCGACGACGACGUGUUUGUGAGUCCCGACAACAUCCUCGAGUUCCUGGAGGACAAGAAAGAGGGAGAGGACCUCUUUGUAGGGGACGUUCUCUACAAGGCCAAGCCCAUCCGGAAGAAGGAGAACAAGUACUACAUUCCCAGCGCCCUCUACAACAAAAACAACUACCCUCCCUACGCAGGAGGUGGAGGCUUCAUCAUGGAUGGGUCCCUAGCCAAGAGGCUGCACAAGACCUCGGAGACACUGGAGUUGUACCCCAUCGACGAUGUCUUCUUAGGGAUGUGCUUGGAGGUCCUCAAGGUAUCACCAAUYGGGCACGAGGGCUUCAAAACUUUUGGCAUCGUGAAGAACAAGAACAGCAAGAUGAACAAGGAGCCGUGUUUUUUCCGGAGUAUGCUGGUGGUUCAUAAACUGCUGCCCCCAGACUUGCUCCAAAUGUGGGACUUGGUCCACAGUAACUUGACGUGCUCAAGAAAACUCAACAUCCUUUAGCUCAGCCUCUGUGGGGAGCUGGGACUGAAG
Molecule: messenger RNA, 1248 nt
Organism: Nothoprocta perdicaria
Lineage: Eukaryota; Metazoa; Chordata; Aves; Tinamiformes; Tinamidae
Gene: B3GNT7
Product: UDP-GlcNAc:betaGal beta-1,3-N-acetylglucosaminyltransferase 7
Exons: 2
Coding region: 1-1218 (405 amino acids)
Cellular component (GO): membrane
Molecular function (GO): hexosyltransferase activity
Source: RefSeq, a predicted model, not a curated record